Rosa rugosa (rugosa rose) is the source of this 2560-nucleotide messenger RNA. Its product is annotated as squalene monooxygenase SE1-like. Bases 85 to 1689 code for a protein of 534 amino acids. Gene Ontology annotation, biological process: sterol biosynthetic process. Lineage: Eukaryota; Viridiplantae; Streptophyta; Magnoliopsida; Rosales; Rosaceae. The record is from RefSeq and is a predicted model, not a curated record. Gene Ontology annotation, molecular function: squalene monooxygenase activity; flavin adenine dinucleotide binding. Gene Ontology annotation, cellular component: membrane; endoplasmic reticulum. The transcript has 8 exons.
AAAGUUGGCUGAGUCUAUAUAAAGGCGCCAAGUUUAGUUGGAGCACAAACCCAAACACUUGCCGUAGUGCCUCAGAGAACUAAAAUGGAUUACCUGUAUACAACAGGAGCAGUCAUAGCUUCAUUGUUGAGUGUUGUUUUCUUAUACACUUUUAGAGGGAAGAGGAAGAAUGUCAAGGCUUCAAUGAAGACUCAAAAUGGGAAACUUUUGAAGAGCUCUGGAAAUGGAAUGUGUUUGCCGGCAAAGAUGGGUGCAAGUCCUGACAUUGUCAUUGUUGGUGCUGGAGUUGUUGGUUCGGCACUUGCUUAUACACUUGGGAAGGAUGGCCGCCAAGUGCAUGUGAUUGAAAGAGACUUGACUGAACCAGAUAGAAUUGUUGGUGAACUGCUACAACCUGGGGGAUAUCUGAGAUUGAUUGAGUUGGGCCUUGAAGAUUGUGUGAAUGAGAUUGAUGCUCAGAGAGUUUUUGGCUAUGCGCUUUACAAGGAUGGGAAAAGUUCCAAGCUGCCAUAUCCCUUGGAAAACUUCCAUCCAGAUGUGGCUGGCAGAAGCUUUCACCAUGGCCGUUUCAUUCAAAGGAUGCGUGAAAAAGCUGCAUCUCUUCCCAAUGUAAGGUUGGAGCAAGGCACAGUGACAUCGCUGCUUGAGAAAAAGGGUACUGUCAAAGGGGUCCAAUACAAACCCAAAGGCAGUGAUCAGGAGCUCACUCUACAUGCUCCCCUGACAAUAGUCUGCGAUGGUUGCUAUUCAAACUUGCGACGCUCUCUGUGCGAUGCGAAGGUUGAUAUUCCUUCAUGUUUCGUUGGUUUAGUUCUUGAGAAUUGCCAGCUUCCAUACGCAAAUCAUGGGCAUGUGAUAUUAGCAGAUCCUUCACCGAUAUUGUUUUAUCCUAUCAGCAGCACCGAGAUUCGCUGCCUGGUUGAUGUACCAGGCCAGAAAGUGCCUUCAAUUUCCAGUGGUGAAAUGGCUCACUACUUGAAAACAAAAGUGGCACCCCAAGUUCCACUUGAGCUGCAUGCUGCUUUCUUGGCUGCCAUUGAUAAUGGAAACAUAAAAUCAAUGCCAAACAGAAGCAUGCCUGCUGCUCCUCAUCCCACCCCUGGUGCCUUUCUAAUGGGGGAUGCAGUCAAUAUGCGCCAUCCUUUAACUGGAGGAGGCAUGACUGUGGCUCUAUCGGACAUUGUGGUUGUUAGGGAUCUUCUAAGACCUCUGGACAAUCUCAAUGAUGCAUCAGCUCUUUGCAAAUACCUCGAGUCGUUCUAUACUCUUCGUAAGCCUGUGUCUUCUACCAUAAACACAUUGGCAGGUGCUCUAUACAAGGUGUUCUGUGCAUCUCCUGAUCCAGCAAGGAAAGAAAUGAGGGAAGCAUGCUUUGACUACUUGAGUCUUGGUGGCAUGUUUUCCAAUGGACCUCUGGCUCUUCUCUCUGGUCUAAACCCUCAUCCAUUGAGCUUGAUUCUCCACUUCUUUGCUGUGGCUAUCUACGCUGUUGGGCGGCUGUUACUUCCAUUCCCUUCACCCAAACGCAUGUGGAUUGGAGCUAGAUUGAUUUUGGGUGCAUCAGGGAUCAUUUUCCCGAUAAUCAGCGCUGAAGGAGUAAGACAAAUGUUCUUCCCUGUAAUGGUUCCAUCCUAUCACAGAGCUCCUCCUGUUAAUUUACAUGACUUUGAUAACAAGGCAAUCAGAUAAACAAGAAGAAAUAAUUUAGGGCAUGGAGCGGCUUUCAACAUUUUUUUUUUUGAAAAGGGCUAGUGCGGCUGCCCUCAAACCUUGAUUAAUGAAAUUGCAGAAUACAAGGGGGGACGUAAACCCUGAACCCCAGAUUACAAUAAACAUAAAGAUAACAUAGAUUCUAAGAUAAGCUAGUUUGUAUGAAUAUAGAUUCUUCGAUGUAAAAAUUUCUGGUCUUAAUCCAUGCUUGAGUUUGAAAAGAAAAUCAUUGUACUGAAGAAGCUGAAAUUUAAUGUAUUACUCACAUUGUGACAUUAAAGGGCUUGCACAGAUGUUAUACUUCAUUUACGAUUGGAGCCUUAAGGCACAACGUUUUUCCAUCCAAAACUGUUGGAUGCCUCUAACAAAAGAGCAAUCAUUCCAUUCCACAAGCUGUUAAUUAGGUAGUGAAAUGAGAGAGUUCACCCCUCGUAUCAUAUGGCUCAGAAAGUAGGUCCGCAACAUGUAUCUACUACACACUUGCUGUGGUUAGAUUUAACUGUCAUUUUUUUUAAGUAGAGAAGAGAAACAAUAGCAUUAUUUAUUAUUUUAUUUUUAUUUUUUGAGAGAAAUGAAUGAAAUUUAUAGACACUUAACCAUCAAUACAAUCAAAUUGAAUAGCGUUUACCACACCUGGAGGAGCUUCUGCUAAAAAUAAAGAUCGACUAUCUAUAUUUCUAGCUAAAUGUGCAAGUAGAUGAGCCACCUGAUUGGCAGAUCGUCUAACAUAAACUAGAGAAUUAAUAAUGUGGCAACCUUACAAAAGAACCUGUAAAUAAAGCAUAAAAAAACAAGAUACCGAGUAACUUUAUAUAAAUCACCGUUAAUGAAAUUGACCGUCACGACGAUG